AUGGUAUCAUCUUUCAUAAAAUGCCUCUUCUUCAACAUCUCGUGCGAGACAAACUUAGGGAACCCGAACCCUAAAGAGUCCGGUUCCCUACUGGGUCUUUGGAAAUUCUUCCACGUUGGGUCCGGUAUGAAACUUUCCACGAUGUUGCAAGCUUUCUCGGGGCAGAAUUAUGGUGAACGUACAUAUGAAGAAAAAGGUAUAACGUCGGACGUGACUCACGAGAGAAUCGAUAAAACCAAUAAUCUAAAAUUGGAGAUGAAAUUGGGAAAGAAAAUAUUAUGGAAACACAAACGGAUUUCCACACAGCAAAUAUUUAUGUUUGAAAAUUGUAGUAGAGCACAAUACCGAACUGAAAACCUGACAUGCGAUAUGGAUCUACCAGUGAAAUAA
Acanthoscelides obtectus is the source of this 390-nucleotide messenger RNA. The record is from the annotation of a GenBank genome assembly. NCBI's taxonomy places the organism in Eukaryota, Metazoa, Arthropoda, Insecta, Coleoptera, Chrysomelidae.